AUGUCUCAAACUACUCAGUACUCACGUUCUUGCAGAUCUCAAAACUAUUCUUGCCCAAGUUGUGGAUUAACAGAAUACAGACAAUCAACUCAUUACAGUUGCACUAAUAAUACAAUCAACAUCAGUGAGAAUAUAAGCAUAAAUAACAAAGAUAGAAUAGAAGAGGAGACUUCUUUCCAUGUUGUUAAGAGUGUAUCUGAACAGAUAGUAAUUGACAUACGCACUUGCUCAAGCUGUGACUCAAAUACAAAUUUUAAAAUAAUUCACCAUAAUUGCCCCUUUAAUCCAGAGAGAGUUAGUGGAAUGAACGAAAAUGCCUCUACUACUUUACAGUAUAGAAUUGCUUACAUAGUCUCAUUUAUCUCUGAAAGUAUUAUUUGGCCAAACAUUUGUUUAAGUGAAGGAGACCAAUAUGCAAGACGUUCAACCUUAUUUUCUGGAUUUGAUCCUUCAACAAUCAAAACUACUCAAAAUGCAAUCAAUUUGUGCAAUGCUUUUAUACACACUCUUAAGUCUGUAGCUGAGCAAUUCUGUGAUCAGCCUAUUGGAACACUUCACGUAAUUUUUAGAGAAGCAAGAGAAAUAGAGCGCCAUUAUAAUAUACAAAGCUCUCCAGAAGUUGCUGCAAUGAUAAUUAAAGAAAGUGUUGAUAGAGUUGCAUUAUUACACAAUAUUAUUAUAAAUAACUGCAUUACAGGAUAUUGCUCCAUUAGCUUAAUGAACACAACAUACAUUACUUUUCACUAUGUUUCUAUGCUUUCAUUUGGUGAUAAUGAAUGGAAUAUGGAUCUUAAAUGUUUAUCUCCCAAUCUAUGA
Molecule: messenger RNA, 816 nt
Organism: Phycomyces blakesleeanus NRRL 1555(-)
Lineage: Eukaryota; Fungi; Mucoromycota; Mucoromycetes; Mucorales; Phycomycetaceae
Exons: 3
Coding region: 1-816 (271 amino acids)
Source: RefSeq, a predicted model, not a curated record